Molecule: messenger RNA, 1977 nt
Organism: Lingula anatina
Lineage: Eukaryota; Metazoa; Brachiopoda; Lingulata; Lingulida; Lingulidae
Product: large ribosomal subunit protein mL37
Cellular component (GO): mitochondrion
Source: RefSeq, a predicted model, not a curated record
CCAUUCUUCGCGUCAUAGCUCACUUCAAAGUUGAACAUGUGAAGUUGACGGGCUGUGAAUAGAAUUUGAAGAAGUUGAGCUUGUCAAGAACAUAUGCAGGUGUCUAUUGUACUCCAAAAAUGCGAGUGACGGUGUGUCUUUGUAGGCAGCACUAUGGCAGACGGUGGAAGGAAAUAUGGAAGAGAGAGGGAAAGCUGAAGAUACCUUCUACUGACGUGCCUCGGUGGAUACAAGAUCUGGGCAUCCAAGUGGUGGAUCCCACUGUGCCGCCCCCUGUUGAGAAGAAAAGGUGGACGCUCCCAGUCCCAGAUGACCCAAGAUUUUGCAAACCGACAUAUCCAAAUGACCACCCAGACUUUCAUGAGCAGAAACGCCACAUAUUUAAUUUAAACACUUAUCUUCUGGAAGGAACAAAACAAAUAAAGACACUGACUAAAACACAGGUAAUAGAGGGUCAGCCAAAACCAUUAGCUGAUCUUAUCGGGAAAGUGGAUCAUCCUUUACAGGAUGAGCUAAUUCAGCGGUAUAUCAUGCAGGCCAAUGUAUGGAACCCCGCCACGUACAAGCUGCCUAAGAGAAUUAACUUCAGGCUCCCUGGUUGGAAGUACAAGCCAGAGACUGGGAUCACCAUGGGGCUAAUGAUGAGAACUCUUGUGGAGAACCUGAUACGACUGUGUGACAUGAUUGCUGUCGAAGAGUAUCCACAGGUUUUAACAGAGCGUAGACAUACACAUGACCAUGUCACUUGGACUCAUUUCAAUACGCAAGGAGUUCCCAUUCAUGUAUUGGCCCACUCAGAUCACAUGAUCUCCUCAAAUAAGCCCCUCCCAUUGUUUGCUGAUGAGGCUAUGAUUGACAGUAGCAAGGCGAUCGUUUUGCCAGAUUUUUAUCCCAUGUCACCUCUCAUAGAUGUUAAACUACACAAUGUUUGGAGAGAGGAUACUUGUAACGGUUGGACACCAGAAUACCAGUUUCCACAUGUUCACAACUUUGUGUUCCUGAACAAUGACACCUGGCCCAAUGACAGGAGGAAUGCCAGGGCUAUCAUGUUCUGUCUGGCACAUUGUUUGACACAGGCAAAGAAACUGUAUGGGGAGGAUGUGAAAGUCCUGCCGAAACCAAUUAGUGUAAACUGCACCCACACCAACGGGAUAGUGUUCCAUUUCGUAAACUUUCAGCUGAAUACGCUGGACUUUGAGAACCAGGAAGGCGUAAAGAACAUAGCUUGGAUAGACAGCUGUAGAAUGUAUAGGAAGAUCCUCCCAAAGAGGGCGAUGCUGAACAAGACAGAAUAUAAAGAUUACAAUCCAGUCGCAUUUCAGAUGUUCAAAGCUAGGUAUUUACAUGGUUUAGUUAAAUAGGAAAUUGGGAUGCUAAAUGAAACUGAACAGCACAGAUAUUAAGAGUUAUAUAGUGGGAUUGGAUGAAAACAACAAUGCAAAAAGAAAUACGGUCAUCACAACUUAUCAGUUGAUCAGAUUUUAAAAAAGCUUUUGUUCUUGUGUGACUUCAAAAUUAAGAAGAGAAAACAGAAUUAUGUGUUCAGUUCUGUAUUAACAAUUCCUCUUUCUUUCAAAUAUGUUCUGCCUACGUAUUGCAUGGGUCCAAUGUAUGGCCUGUAUAUUUCCACGGUGCAGAACAGCACUUGAUGAAAUGACGCCAAAUCCCAAGGUGCUUUAUACCAGUUUGUUUAGAUACAAAUUCCCACAAGCAAUUUUAGAAAAGGUUGUUAAAAAAUAAAUGGAAAGGGAUACAACAGCAGAAAGAACUCCUAUGAAAACAUCUGAAAUAAAUGUAAAUCAUGAUACAUCUGGUGAUGUAAGGAGAAAAGGAUGGAACGUCAGCCAUGUCUUUUACCAACUGCUCUCCUAUAGAGCUAUAGAAUGUUAAAAAAAAAUAUUUUAGUCUUCAAACACACAAUUUACGAUUGCUUUAUUUUUUCCCCCAAGAAAUAAAAGCAACCAAAUUGGAACUAUU